AACCACGGCGGCUACCGAGCCAUGGUGGCGCUCGGGAACCCGGAGGGCGGCCCGGAGGAGGCGGCGGCGGCGGCGGCGGCGGGGGGCUCCCCCGGCGGGCGGCGGAUGCUGCCCCUCUCCGGCUGCCUGCCCGCUCUGGCCAGCUCCCAGGUGAAGAGACGGAAACAGCACUUCAUCAACCAGGCCGUGCGCAACUCAGACCUCGUGCCCAAGGCCAAGGGACGCAAGAGCCUGCAGCGCCUGGAGAACACCCAGUACCUCCUGACCCUGCUGGAGGCCACCGGGGGUCCCCCUGGCCUGGAGGAUGGGGACCCCACUCCAUCCGCAGCCCCGGGCAUCUUCGCCGAGGCCUGCAACAACGCCAGCUACGUGGAGGUCUGGAACGACUUUAUGAACCGCUCCGGGGAGGAACAGGAGCGCGUCCUGCGCUACCUGGAGGAUGACGUCCAGAGCAAGGCCCGGAAGAGGGGGCCAGGCCGCGGGGAGGACAGGCGCAGAGAGGACCCGGCCUACACGCCCCGGGAGUGUUUCCAGCGCAUCAGUCGGAGGCUGCGCGCCGUGCUUAAACGGAGCCGUAUUCCCAUGGAGACGCUGGAGGCCUGGGAGGAAAGGCUGCUGCGCUUUUUCUCCGUGUCCCCCCAGGCCGUGUACACCGCCAUGCUGGAUAACAGCUUCGAGAGACUGCUGCUGCAUGCCGUGUGCCAGUACAUGGAUCUCAUCUCUGCCAGUGCUGACCUGGAGGGGCGGAGGCAGAUGAGGGUGAGCAACCGUCACCUGGACUUCCUGCCUCCGGGGCUGCUCCUGUCGGCCUACCUGGAACAGCACAGCUGAUGGUGGCCCCCACCCCGUCCCCACCCCCCCGCCAGCCCCCCACCCC
Molecule: messenger RNA, 877 nt
Organism: Ochotona curzoniae (black-lipped pika)
Lineage: Eukaryota; Metazoa; Chordata; Mammalia; Lagomorpha; Ochotonidae
Gene: R3HDM4
Product: R3H domain containing 4
Exons: 8
Coding region: 22-831 (269 amino acids)
Molecular function (GO): nucleic acid binding
Source: RefSeq, a predicted model, not a curated record